Eremothecium cymbalariae DBVPG#7215 is the source of this 840-nucleotide messenger RNA. RefSeq lists its product as uncharacterized. The transcript has a single exon. Bases 1 to 840 code for a protein of 279 amino acids. The record is from RefSeq and is a predicted model, not a curated record. NCBI's taxonomy places the organism in Eukaryota, Fungi, Ascomycota, Saccharomycetes, Saccharomycetales, Saccharomycetaceae.
AUGUGCGUAUUCCAUGGUGUGUUCCACGAUAAUCCUAAAAGUGAAAACGGUAUGCCAGCAAAGCAAGUACCAUCAUCCCCUGGUAAUAAUUUCUCAAGUCAUCUACCAUCACGACUUACCGAGCUACUUUUAAAAGGCCAUAUAGGAAAGCAGAAAACGAUGUCUGAUAUGCAGGGUUCAGGCAGUACUCCUUUCACUUUUUAUGCGUUUUAUCAGCUAUACGCUCAUUUCAAUAAUGAGGCAGUAGGACUAACGUUUGAUACUAUUAAAAGUAAGAUAUAUCCAAGAUACGCCUUAGCGAAUGGCAAGGAGAAAGAACACUCGUCAUUGUUUGUUACCUGGAAGAAGUUAGGAAUGGACAAGACAUAUCAACUUCGUGGGUGUAUUGGUACAUUUUCAAAGCUACCACUAUUGAGAGGCAUCGAAAAGUACUCUCUUAUUGCGGCACUACAAGAUUCGAGAUUCUCUCCUAUUGGAGCGACGGAAUUGCCAAAGCUGAAGUGUAGCUGUAACAUUCUGUCAAACUUUAAGUCGAUUUACGCUGAUGGGACGGGGGAUAUUUACGAUUGGAAGAUAGGGAAGCACGGGGUGGAGCUUUUAUUCACACACCCGAAGACUGGUAAGACUUGCAGUGCCACAUUCCUGCCUGAAGUGAUGGAGGAGCACAACUGGACUCAGAUUGAAACGUUUGAGAACCUUAUUGAGAAGGCUGGGUGUUGGCAAUAUGUUGAGCAAAUAAUGGAGAACUAUGAUCAGUAUUUCAUCGAGGUUAUUAAAUAUGAAGGGGACAAAUCCGAGCUUACGUAUGAUGAAUUUGAGAGCCUCUUGAGCAAAGUUUAA